Molecule: messenger RNA, 1738 nt
Organism: Drosophila sulfurigaster albostrigata
Lineage: Eukaryota; Metazoa; Arthropoda; Insecta; Diptera; Drosophilidae
Product: SPRY domain-containing SOCS box protein 3
Exons: 3
Coding region: 151-1179 (342 amino acids)
Biological process (GO): proteasome-mediated ubiquitin-dependent protein catabolic process
Cellular component (GO): SCF ubiquitin ligase complex
Molecular function (GO): protein binding
Source: RefSeq, a predicted model, not a curated record
GUAAACAAAACAAAAUAAACGGUGCUCUUGCUCUCUCGUGUAAUUUUUGUAAUAAAUUGAGCAGCAAAUCAAUAAGUGAAUCAGUAGCUCUGCGACCUCAAGAGCGUGUAAAACAAAAUCAGGCCAAACCAAAACGACACACAUAUCAGAAUGCUGCCACUGUCAAGUACAAAUCAGGAUCUGCGAUGCCCCGGUUUCUGUGAUUGCCGCUUCCCGAGCUCCAUCGAUGUGGCUAAUCACAAAGGUAACAUACCCGAACUUGUCACCUGCACUUGCGGCGAGGAGACUGGCAACGGUUUGCAGUGGCAGUGGCACAAAGAAGAUGACUCCGAUGCCCAUGUUGUUGGCAGAGACAUCGUCUUCCAUCCAACCUACAGUCAGGGCACGGCGAUUGUACGCGGCGAGCAACCGUUGCAGCACGACAAAGUGCAUUUUUGGGAAAUGCGUGUAAUUACAGCUCUGGCGGGCACCGAUGUGAUGUUUGGCAUCGGCACUGACAGCGUCAAUCUAGAGCAAUUUAAAUUCCACUUUGUUUCGGCGCUGGGCACAAAUGCCCAAUCCUGGGGCUAUUCUUAUAAUGGAAAGAUCCAGCACUGUGGCGAUCAGCUGCCCUAUGGUCAAAAAUUCUCACAGGGCUGCCUGGUGGGCAUUUAUUUGGAUCGUACACGUGGCCAUCUCGAGUUCUAUUUAAAUCGUCGCUCGUUGGGCGUAGCCUACACGAAUAUACCCACCGAUCCGCAUGUCAAGAUAUAUCCGAUGGUGUGUUCCACAGCUGCCAAGUCCGUGAUACGCUUGAUCAACUCCACAUCGCAGUCGGUCACGUUGCAGUUGAGAGCAUUUCAAGCGCUAGUCAAGCAACCCGAGAAACUCGAAGAACUUCGUUGCAUGCCGGGGUUAAAGAGCAUCAUGCAGUCGUAUUGGUUUCUGGCGCCUCCAGUCCGAUAUUCCAGGUGUUCGAGGGAUCAAGAACUGGACUUGGGCGAUGAAGCGGUGUUGUCAAGUUCAAAAUUACGCUUAAACAGAAAACAAAAGUACAGAGACAGCGAUGAUGUCAACAUCGAUGAGGAUCUAUAUGCGAAUGCCCAUAAAAUAGCGUUGAGACGACCUGACAGCGGCGACGAAGAAUAUGCUGCCUCCAUCCAUGAGUUCUGUGAUGAAUACUUUCAUUAUUUAUUGUAGUCUCUAGCGAACCUCUUGCAUUUAUUAGCAAUUAAGAAAGCUUCAGCUGGGUGGGCUCCACCCAGAAAUGCGCUGUUACUUUAAGAUGUGUGUAAGGAAACUAUCUGUUUGUAAGUAUCAAAAGUAUAACAAAACGAAAUGAAAAAAAAAACAACUGAAAAAUUGUUAAGCUAUAUUGUUCUUAUCGAAAGUAACUCACGUUAAAGUUUUUUUGUUCGACCGAAACAUUUAUCUGAAAACUAUUCUUGUCAUUUGUAUUUUAAGGGUAUUAAAAAUAUAUAUAUUUGUAUGAAACUUUCCGGCUCUAGUUCUUUUGAAUAAUCAGAUAUAAGGAUGUAUCAUCCAUAGAGCAUGUUGAACUAAUAAUAUAUCAUAAAUAAUAUCCUUUGUUAACCAUAAAACGCUUACUCUUACUUUCUCUAUUAUUCAAUGUACACAAUUUUAGUUUGCUUUGCUUUUUGCAAGUAUGUAUAUAUUUAUUUAAAAAGUACUUGUUAUUUGCUUUAAAUAUAUAUGUAUAUAUCAUUGAGUUUUUAUAAUAAUAAUUAUGUGCGACAAA